UUUGGACUUUGACUUCUCCAAUUCAGUUGCAAUUUUGGCAACAGUAUUUGCCGGGAAGAUGGGAAGACCCGCUUACGCCCGCCCACCCAUCGUCUUUCGAAGUGUGCCUCCAGCCCGUCUGACGGUGACACCGUCCAGUUGGACUGGAGAUGACUUGUAUAUUCAAAAGAUCCGCUGCCCCAGCCUCGGGCAGUGAUCAUACGCUCAUGCAAAAUGGUUAUGAAGCGAAACCCAUACCAGAUGAUACACUUUCAGUGAAUACCCGUGUCUCUGACCUCCCCACCGACAGUAGACGUUCAAGUGUGGUGCUGGACUCGGAAGACGAGGACCGUCGCGAGAGAAUAGGAAAUAUGGCCCAACGCCCUUGGCAAGCGGCGGGUGCUAUCGAUGUCCAGCAAAACAAUGUGUCAUAUCACGACCCGGAACCCCAAAUUUCCCCGGGCAGGCCUUCUCCACGAGUCCGAUUCAGAUCUCGCGUGCGGAUUACAGCUGGGGUCCGUCGUCACAGACGUCUAUCUGACGGGCUCUCCUCCAGCGCAUCCUCCAUUUCGGGAUCACCCUCAUCGUCCAUCUCGGCACCUCUGCGCACGCAUGAUGACAACUCUGGGGGCAGCAAGGGGUGGGGCCCGCUGGGGCGCAGAGUCAACUUACUGGCAUCACAAGUUACACAGGAACGGCGGAGCCGAGCCGGCGUAAAGGUCAACGGAAGUGGCAAGCCUCGGAAGAUGUACUCGACGUCUCUUGCGGACUCUGUUGACGAACGCUCCCACCUCGUGUCUUUCUACACCGGAUACUUAUAUACCACAACUGUCGGCCGUGGUGGCAUGUGCCACCUAGAUCAAAAUGUGGAGUGUGAACAACUGCGGAGAGGACAAACCACCGGUGCUUCCUUUGGCGAAUGGCCAUGGAGGCUGCUAAAUCGACACUGGUGGUGGUGGCAGUUGGAGCCUAUCGUCUGUUGUUUCUACCUCUGCGACGAUACAGAGGACGAGUGAUUUAUGAAACGUCGAGCUCCAUUACCAUGUAUAUCGUCACCUGCGUUGCUGCUUUCCACUAUGCUGUAUUGUAUACA
This is a messenger RNA of Pisolithus orientalis, 1072 nucleotides long. RefSeq lists its product as uncharacterized. The record is from RefSeq and is a predicted model, not a curated record. The transcript has 4 exons. Bases 150 to 995 code for a protein of 281 amino acids. NCBI's taxonomy places the organism in Eukaryota, Fungi, Basidiomycota, Agaricomycetes, Boletales, Pisolithaceae.